GGUGACUGCAUCUCGUCAAAUCCAUACAUCUCCUCCUCAAACGGGCGAAAAUUCGUUCAAACAGAUAAUCCUCCCGCCCAAACCUCUCCCAAACUUUCCCCAUUCUCAACUCCAAACCCAGAUCCCGAUGCCGGAGCUCACCGCCGCCGGCGAUUCAGCCACUCUCCCGCGCAAAAUCGCCGGGAUCCUAGACGAAUGCCGCCUCUCUCACGCUAUCCACGGUCGGAAGCUCAAAGAGCUCUCCUCUCUCCGUUCCUCAACCUCCCCUCGCCCUCGCUCCCUCUUCUUCUCGUCCUUCGUCAAAGCCCUAACCCCUCUCUUCGACUUCGCGAGGCGAACCGUUUCCUCGGAGAGAGUGGUUCGAUUUGUUUCGGCUUUCGCCGCGAGGCGCGACGAGAAGGAUGCUAGGGUUUCUGAUGAGUUCCUGGAGGAAUUUAUAGGGUUUUUGUUGAUGGCGGCGAGGGCGGGGCAAAGGAGCGCUAGGUUUAGGGCUUGCCAGAUCGUAUCGGAGAUUAUAAUGCGGUUGCCAGAUGAUGCGGAGGUAAGUAAUGAGGUAUGGGAUGAAGUUAUAGACAACAUGAAGCAGAGAGUGGAGGAUAAAGUCCCUGCAAUACGUGGUUUUGCAGUGCGUGCCCUAUCUCGCUUUGCAAAUGACGUGGAGAACAGUGAUAUUAUCAGUCUGUUUCUCCAGGUUUUGCCUGAAGAGUCAAAUGCUGAGGUGCGGAAAACUAUAGUUUUAUCAUUGCCACCAUCCAAUGAUACGGCAACAGCAAUAGUUUCAUCAAUGCUUGACGUGAGUGAUGCUGUUCGUAGAGCUGCAUAUUGCGUCCUGGCUAGUAAAUUUCCACUUCAGAGUCUCAGUAUUAAGCUUAGAACCACUGUUCUUCAGAGGGGGUUGUCAGAUAGGUCCCUGUCAGUGACUAAGGAGUGUUUGAGGAUGCUAAAGGAUGAAUGGCUUAUGAAGUGUUGCGGUGGAGAUCCCAUCGCCCUCCUUAGGUUUCUGGAUGUAGAAACAUAUGAAAUAGUUGGAGAAACAAUAAUGGAAGUCAUCUUAAAAGAUGGCGUAGCGAGAGUGCAAGAAGGUCAAAGCAUCAGACAAUAUUUGGCAUCACGUGACAAAGGUGAAGGUAAAUAUUUUUUAAUUUAUAAUGUUUUCUUUGGUUGUAGUGCUCUUUAUGAAUUAUGAUAUUGUUUUCUCAGU
Asparagus officinalis (garden asparagus) is the source of this 1201-nucleotide messenger RNA. Its product is annotated as condensin complex subunit 3-like. The transcript has 4 exons. The record is from RefSeq and is a predicted model, not a curated record. The coding region runs from base 128 to 1186 and encodes 352 amino acids. Gene Ontology annotation, cellular component: condensin complex; condensed chromosome. Gene Ontology annotation, biological process: mitotic chromosome condensation. Lineage: Eukaryota; Viridiplantae; Streptophyta; Magnoliopsida; Asparagales; Asparagaceae.